This is a messenger RNA of Hemiscyllium ocellatum (epaulette shark), 3045 nucleotides long. It is a transcript of the gene rngtt, whose product is annotated as RNA guanylyltransferase and 5'-phosphatase. Gene Ontology annotation, molecular function: mRNA guanylyltransferase activity; protein tyrosine/serine/threonine phosphatase activity; ATP binding. Gene Ontology annotation, biological process: 7-methylguanosine mRNA capping; protein dephosphorylation. The record is from RefSeq and is a predicted model, not a curated record. The coding region runs from base 358 to 2172 and encodes 604 amino acids. The transcript is spliced from 17 exons. NCBI's taxonomy places the organism in Eukaryota, Metazoa, Chordata, Chondrichthyes, Orectolobiformes, Hemiscylliidae.
GAGAGAGAGGGUGCGCGCCGGCGUGGAGCUUGCUCGUUGCCAACGGUUUGAAGAAGGUCCUCCAGCGGCAGCGGAUUUCCACCAUACCCACCCCAUACCGGCCCGGUACCCACCGACUCGGCUUCAGCGGCGUUCCCGCGGAUCUUCGCUUUUAAAUCAACAACAACAACAAAAUACAAGCGGUACCGGGACAUUAGGGGCCGGUUUGAGGCCUCCAAGCCGGGGACUCGCCUCUGAUGUGAGGAGGGAAAGAGCCCGGCGAGGAUCCAGCGGUUGCUGGGUGGCGACAUUUCCUCUCCCCUCCCCCUGUUGCUGCCGCCAGGAGCAGAGAACUUGUGGCGGUGUGAAAUAUCCAGCAUGUCAAACAGCGCAGUCCCCCCGCGAUGGUUGCAUUGUCCCAGGAGAGGACAACCAGUAGCAGGGAAGUUUUUGCCUCUGAAGACCAUGUUAGGAGCGAGGUAUGAUGAUCAAGUUCCUGAAGAGAAUAGAUUCCAUCCCAGUAUGCUUUCAAAUUAUCUAAAGAGUUUGAAGGUGAAUAUGGGACUUUUAGUUGAUUUAACGAACACAAACAGGUUUUAUGACCGGACUGAAAUAGAGAAAGAGGGAAUUAAAUAUGUUAAACUACAGUGCAAAGGACAUGCUGAGUGUCCCACUGAGGAGGUAACAAACAUGUUCAUUCGUUUGUGUGAGCAUUUCAUAAUGCAGCACCCCAUGGAAUUAAUAGGAGUACACUGUACCCAUGGCUUCAAUCGAACUGGGUUCCUUAUUUGUGCUUACUUGGUGGAGAAGAUGGAUUGGAGUAUUGAAGCAGCUGUCGCUACUUUUGCUCAGGCCAGACCUCCUGGCAUUUAUAAAGGGGAAUACCUGCAAGAGCUUUUUAGUCGCUAUGGUGAGGUUGAAGAUGCUCCUCCUCCACCAGAAAGGCCAGAUUGGUGCUUUGAGGAUGACGAUGAAAAUGUUGAUGAUGACGGAUGUAGAAUCAGUAAAGACUCGGAACCUGGGUCUUCAGGUUACAACCCGUGCAAAAGGAGGAAAGAGCGAAUUAAAUUGGGAGCAAUUUUUCUGGAAGGCUUGCAUGUUAAAGGAGUGACACAAAUGACAAUUCCAUCCAAGUUAUCAGAGAUCCAAAGAAAAUGUCAGCAGUACUGUGGAUGGGAAAGGGCAGGAUUUCCUGGAGCCCAGCCUGUUUCCAUGGAUAAACAGAAUAUUAAAUUUCUCGAACAAAAGCCAUAUAAAGUCAGCUGGAAAGCAGAUGGGGUACGGUAUAUGAUGCUUAUUGAUGGCAAGGAUGAAGUGUACAUGAUUGACAGAGACAAUUCAGUGUUUCAUGUAGCAAACCUGGAGUUUCCUCUACGUAAAGAUCUGCGUCUUCAUUUGACUAGCACCCUUUUGGAUGGGGAAAUGAUCAUUGACAAAGUAGAUGGAAAACCUGUUCCUCGGUAUUUGAUUUAUGACAUAGUAAAGUUUAGUGGGAAGCCAGUUGGCGACUGUGAUUUUAAUGUUCGAUUGAGCUGUAUUGAGAAGGAGAUAAUUCAGCCACGACACGAAAAAAUGAAGAGUGGGCAGAUUGACAAAACAAGGGAACCGUUCAGUGUUCGAAACAAACCAUUCUUUGACAUCCAUGCUGCAAGAAAGCUGCUGGAAGGAAGUUUUGCUCGUGAAGUCAGCCAUGAAGUGGAUGGACUAAUUUUUCAACCAACUGGGAAAUACAAACCUGGUCGGUGUGAUGACAUACUGAAGUGGAAACCUCCAAGCCAAAAUUCUGUUGACUUUCGUCUGAAAAUAACUAAAUUUGGAGGAGAAGGCUUACUGACUCAGACUGUUGGACUACUAUAUGUUGGCAAUUAUGAACGUCCUUUUGCACAGAUGAAGGUAACCAAAGAACUGAAAAUAUAUGACAACAAGAUCAUUGAAUGCAAGUUUGAAAACAACAGCUGGGUUAUUAUGCGUGAAAGAUUAGACAAGAGCUUCCCAAAUUCCUAUGACACAGCUAUGGCUGUUUGUGGCAGUAUCACUAAUCCAGUUACGAAGGAAUUCCUGUUUGAGCUCAUUGAAAGGAAUCAGAUGCAAUCCCAAAGAGAGCCAAGGAAAAGGUCUUUGGAUAUGGACUCUGAACUAAUGCCACCUCCACCUCCAAAGCGACCAAAUCAUGCUUUGACCACUUCCAGUUGAGAAGCAGUGGAGUAAAUGAGUGGUUGAAUGAGCAUUGCCAGGAGGCAUUUGGAGCGUUGGAGGAGAAGAAAAUGUUUCCAUGAAAUUAUGAGGUUUGAUGAGGGAUAGCGUGUUUGUGAACCGAGUGCAGAAGAAAAAGAGUACUUCUUUGAAAUCUGAAAUGAGGAUGGUGGACACCAAAUACAGGAAUGUGACUGUCGGGGCAAUCUUUGACAAAGUGGUUUGUCUGGUCGCUCUGUUGAAAAUCCAAAUGUGACUUAGAUCAUUAAUCUUGGAAAACAAAGACAAAAAUUUAUGAAAUGCAGGUUUAUUUAAAAUUAACCAGAUGUUCCAGUUUUAAUUAAAAAAAAUUGUGUGGACCUGUUUCUGUAACCUUUCUUUACCACUGUUUGAACAACACCAGUCCAGUUGGGAUGUAGUACACUUUGUGGAAGGAGUUGAUAGCAAAUACAUUAGAAAUAGCAAAACUGAGCUAUGAGGGUGGGAAUAAUAGAAUGUUUUCUUUGGAGAAGGGCUGGAGGCGCCAGGUGAAAAGAUCUGGGGUCAGGCACCUGAACUUGCCAAGAGGGAAAAGAAAAGUGUUGCAACUGUGUCUCAGCAGAGACUGCAUCAUGAGGUAAGGAUUCAAAGUGGAACUAGGUUGGACAGGAAUUUGUAACAGUCUCUGGGGUGAGAAGGUGGAUAGUAGAAAUAGGAAGGCUUGGGAGUGGUGAAGUUGUGGCUGGUUUGAAGAAGACAGAAUUGCCUGGAAGAGAGCAUUCAGUGGAAUGAUUGAUUGCCCCAUUCUGAUUAUUCCCAAUGCUGCAGUACCUCCUUGUCCUGCACCAUCGGACUCGCUUCCUCCAGUCCCCUCAGUAGAAUUUACUAAGUGGG